CAAUUCUGAAAAUGGAAGUGAAGGUUAUCUUUACCUGAAGAAUCUGGCUUCGAUCACUCCGAGUUUGAACUGACUACCGGCCCACAGACGGGAACAACGGCCCAUGAGCCCGGUUCCAGCCGGCUUGCAUUCAUUUAGCUCCGAACUAGACCAACAAUAUCUGCAAGCUUGAGAGCUAUGUACUCGCUUCGUGGAUCAGUCCAUUAGUUCCUGCAGAACUGGACAUUUCACGCCAAAGUGUGCAAUCUUCAAAUCGCACCUACUAGGUUGUUUACCCCAAUCACUGAGCACCACACCCCUAGAGCCGGGCCUCACCGACGAGACAACAAUGGCAAAAUCAUACAACCAAGUUGUGCUCUUCGGAGACUCGCUGUUUGAGGGCGCAGCCGAUGUCAAAGAUGGGUUCUGUUUUCAGAGCGCCCUGCAAGUCCAGUGCAACCGCCGCCUCGACGUAGUCAAUCGAGGCUUCUCGGGCUACAACACAGUCAACGCACUAGACCUGCUCCCGCAGAUCUUCCUACCGCCAUCGGAGGCCACUCCCAAGAUCGACUAUCUGCUCGUUCUCCUCGGCGCAAACGACGCCUGCAUCCCCCUUCCCACCGACACCCAAGGCGUGCCUCUCUCCGACUACAAAUCUAACCUGCACAAAAUAAUCACCCACCCCUACAUCACCGCCCACAAGCCCAAGAUACUCCUCAUCACCCCACCUCCCCUCGACGAAAUCAAAGUCACCGAAGCCGACCUGGCCUGGGGCCACUCGCAAGCGACACGCCAAGCCGCUGUCUCGGCCUCGUACUCGGAGGCCGCGCGUCAGGCCGCGGCCGAGGUGCCAGGAACGGUGCUGGUUGAUCUACAGAAGGCGUUGAUGGAGGAGGCUAUCCGGAGGACGCCGGCAUACGAUGCAAGUAAGGGGUUGCCGCUCGGGUAUCCAGGCGGGAUUAGGGGCGCGUUGGAGACGUUGUUACCGGACGGGUUGCAUAUGAGUGGAGAUGCUUAUCGGGUCUUGUAUGACCUCGUCCAGCCGCAUGUUGGGCCGUUUGAUUAUGAUAAUCCGGAUCAGGAGUAUGUGUUUCCGACUUGGGCCCAGUUGAAUUCCGGCGGUAUCUGAGGUACGGGGAGAGGAGAGAUGCCGGAGCGGACUGGAUAGGACUACGGAACGGGGGAUGGAGACGGGGACGGAGACGGGGCUUGGCAGCCACAUGGUAGUAUGUAGAGACACAUACCGGGAGGCGCUAAGUAGAUAGACUAUCUAAACUAGAGCCAUACUGCCAGAGAGAGAGGCAUCAUGAGAUUUACGACACCAAAUAAAUACGCAAACAUGCUUAGCUGUGGAUAUUGCUUG
Pseudomassariella vexata is the source of this 1342-nucleotide messenger RNA. RefSeq names its product SGNH hydrolase-type esterase domain-containing protein. The record is from RefSeq and is a predicted model, not a curated record. Lineage: Eukaryota; Fungi; Ascomycota; Sordariomycetes; Amphisphaeriales; Pseudomassariaceae. The transcript is spliced from 4 exons. The coding region runs from base 329 to 1108 and encodes 259 amino acids.